Penicillium samsonianum is the source of this 3426-nucleotide messenger RNA. RefSeq names its product DNA repair protein SMC6. Lineage: Eukaryota; Fungi; Ascomycota; Eurotiomycetes; Eurotiales; Aspergillaceae. Gene Ontology annotation, biological process: double-strand break repair via homologous recombination. The record is from RefSeq and is a predicted model, not a curated record. The transcript is spliced from 12 exons. Gene Ontology annotation, cellular component: Smc5-Smc6 complex; site of double-strand break; nucleus. Gene Ontology annotation, molecular function: damaged DNA binding; single-stranded DNA binding. The coding region runs from base 1 to 3426 and encodes 1141 amino acids.
AUGCCAUCCCGCAAGCGCGUGCAGGCGUCUACGGACUCCGGCGAGGAAAGCGACGGGUCCAACCAGCCAGCCAUGAGUUCUUCAAGAAAACGACAGCGGACAAAUUCAGAGAGCUCAACAGACUCGGAAUCUCCAAUCUCUUCCGGCUCUGUUACCAACGCCCCCGAUUCACUUUUAGCCGUCAACGACGAUGCGCUUCUCGACGAUGAGGAUGAGCUAGAGCUCCGCCAGACCCAGAUCAUACAAGAAAAAUACUCGCAUUUGAUUGACGAGGCCAACGUGCCCGCCGAACAUGGAAUCCUCGAACGCGUUGAGUGCUACAAUUUCAUGUGCCAUGAUCACUUCUACGUGGAAUUGGGUCCCUUGAUCAACUUCAUUGUUGGUAAAAACGGUAGCGGUAAGAGUGCGAUCCUGACAGCGAUCACCCUCUGUCUAGGUGGCAAAGCCUCUGCGACAAAUCGUGGCCAAAGCCUUAAAAGUUUCAUCAAAGAGGGCAAGGAAAAUAGCACGAUCAUCGUUCGCAUCAAGAAUCAAGGCGACGGUGCCUAUCUGUCAGAUGAUUUUGGGAAAACCAUUAUUGUCGAGCGUCAUUUCUCCCGAAGCGGCACUAGCGGGUUCAAGAUCAAGUCAGAGAAUGGGCGCAUCGUCUCGACUAAAAAGGCCGAGCUGGAUGCUAUCACGGACUACUUUUCCCUGCAGAUCGAAAACCCUAUGAACGUACUCUCUCAAGAUAUGGCCCGUCAGUUCUUGAGUACAUCAAGCCCAGCUGAGAAAUACAAAUUCUUUGUCAAAGGCGUCCAGUUGGAACAGCUCGAUAACGACUACCGGCUGGUGGAGGAAUCCCUCGACUCAAUUGAAGAAAAGCUCAGAACAUCAGCCCAAGACGUACAGGUCCUCCAAAACCGCAAGGAAUUGGCCAAGAAAAAGCUCGACAUAUCUGACCAGCACGAUUCUCUACGAAAACGGAUCAGAAAUAUCCGAGGCCAAAUGGCUUGGGCUCAAGUUGAAGAGCAAGAAAGAAUGGAAAUAUCACUCACCGAACAAAUCGCCGAGGCAGAUCGGAAAAUUGCCGAGGCCGAGUCUCGCCUCACUCGGUUUGAUGCUGCCUUUGAUGGAGUCGCCGCGGAGGAAACAGCUGCAGGUGAACAUUCCUGGCGAGCUGCUGUGGCAGUGAAUGAGGCCCAAGAUGAAAGGGACAAAAUAAAAGAAAAACUGGACACUGAGAUGGCCGGCCGGCAUGACCUACAGGCGGAACAACGCCAGAUUAGGGAAUAUCUCAAAGCGGCCGAGUCGAGAAUCCAGGAAACCCAGCAAAAAGUCGACGAUGAGAAUCAGCGUCUUGCUGAUGUGAGCGGUGGCGGCUACGCUCGAAAACAAGACGAGUGUGAACAAGCCGCCAAUGACGCUUCUGCUGCCCAAAAGGAAUACGAAGAGCAUCGCCAAGGUACCGCUCGCCUACGGGAAAACGUUGAAACCGCCGAGAGAGAUCUCACAGAAGCAAAUGGUCCCCUUGAACAGAAAAACCGCGAGAUUGAUCAAGCGGAAAACCAACUUGAGAAUCUCACUAAAGAAGGUGGAUCGAGACAGUCCGGCUUCAAUUUCAAAAUGCCUGCACUCCUGAAAGCCAUUCAACAGGAGCAAUCGUGGGAGUCACGCCCUGUUGGCCCAAUUGGUCACCAUGUCACUCUGCUAGAACCGAAGUGGUCAUCUAUUUUGGAAAGAGUGUUUGGUGGCACGCUUGCCGGUUUCAUCGUUUCGUCCAAAAAUGACAUGAAGCUUCUUUUCGAUAUCAUGCGGCGGGUUCAGUGCAACUGUCCAGUCUUCAUUGGCUCUGGUGGCCGUUUGGAUACCUCGGCACACGAACCAGACUCCCAAUACAACACUGUUUUACGAACACUUCAGAUCGACAAUGAAUUAGUGCGGCGACAACUGAUCAUCAACCACGGGAUUGAACAAAUGCUGUUGAUCGAGGACGUAAGCGAAGCCUCCGCUGUGCUAUUCGACGGUGCACGACCAAGAAACGUUAAGCGUUGUUACUCCAUUGAUCCAAAAGAUCGACGUCGAGGACUCCAUCUUUCAUACAGCCGAGCCGGAGAACCGAGUCAGGCUCCUGUUAUGGGGUGGACCGAUGGCCCGCGCAUGAAAUCAGACGUGGCCUUGCAAAUCAACGCACAACACGACAUUAUUGCCGACCUCAAACGCCAAAAGAACGACAUUGAACAGUCAUUGGUAACUGCCCGGUCACGCGUCGAGGCCUGCAAACAGGCACUGGCCCGACACAGAAGAACCGAGAAAGACCUGCAAAUUCAAAUGCAACGAAUGGAAGAUCAUGCAGAGGGACUCCGAGACGCCCUGGACAAAGAGAACGCCGAGGAUGGACGCAUUGACGCCCUUCAGGCAGCCCUCAAGGAAGCCGAAGAUGAGAAGCAGCUCAAUGAGGGAUCAUACAAGGAUAGCGAGGCAGCCAUGAAAGCCAUGUUGCAGACUCUCAAAGAAAUUCGGCGGGAACUAUCCGCCAAAGACUCUGAACUUGGAACCCUCCGGGAAAAACUACAAGUUGCUGAAAGCGAGCAAAAUCUUGUGAAAACGAAACAAGCCAGAAUCCUUGAGGAGAAGAACGAAGCUGUUGGACUUGUUAACGAAAAUAAACAGACCAAGGCUGCAAUCGAGGCGAGAAAAGAAGUGGUAAAAGCACGGGUUAUUGAAUACAAUGAAAAGGCCAACUUGGUCUCCUCCCGAGUUCCUGUGGACGAAGGAGAAACACCCGGCAGCCUCGACAAAAAGCUCGAUAAACUAAGCCGUGACCUGGAUCGUUACAACUUAGAGUUGGGAAGUUCUCGAGAGGAAAUUGCUGCUGAAGCAACAAGGACUGCGGCAACCUAUGAUCGAGCCUUGCAGCAACUUGAACAAUUUUCGGCCUUGAGUCAGGCCCUGAAAGAUACCCUGCAGAACCGUAAGAAGAGAUGGGAAAUCUUCAGAUCCCACAUCUCGUCUCGAGCCAAAGCUCAAUUCACCUAUCUCUUGAGUGAGAGAAGUUUCCGUGGUCGGCUUCUGGCUGACCAUACCAACAAACUUCUGGAUCUACAAGUUGAACCUGAUAUUACCAAAGAUGAUAGCACCGGGAGAGGUGCAAAGACACUGUCCGGUGGCGAAAAGUCGUUCUCGCAAGUCUGUCUGUUAUUGUCUCUUUGGGAAGCCAUGGGAUCUCCGAUCCGUUGUCUUGAUGAAUUUGAUGUGUAUAUGGAUCAUAUCAACCGAAAGAUGGCGAUUGACAUGCUUAUGGUUGCCGCUAGACGAUCUAUUGGGCGACAGUUCAUUCUGAUCACACCUGGUAGCAAGACCGAUAUCACCAUCUCUGCGGAUGUCAGAGUGAAGGAAUUGGCAGAGCCAGAGCGUGGCCAAACGACACUAACCUUCCGGCGCUGA